Molecule: messenger RNA, 2475 nt
Organism: Lithohypha guttulata
Lineage: Eukaryota; Fungi; Ascomycota; Eurotiomycetes; Chaetothyriales; Trichomeriaceae
Gene: ELP2
Product: Elongator subunit elp2
Exons: 1
Coding region: 1-2475 (824 amino acids)
Biological process (GO): tRNA wobble uridine modification; regulation of DNA-templated transcription
Cellular component (GO): elongator holoenzyme complex
Molecular function (GO): sequence-specific DNA binding; DNA-binding transcription factor activity; protein binding
Source: RefSeq, a predicted model, not a curated record
AUGUCCAAUGACACAAAGGAAGAAUACUUGAGUAUUGGCGGCAACAGGCACACGUCAGCAUCGGCCUGGCAUGCUAAGAGUGCUUGCCUUGCAUUUGGCGCCGAUCAGAACAUUGCGCUCUGGCAACCAUUGAACAAGUCGUGCCGUGGUGUUCAUGUAUUACUCAAAGGCCAUGCAGACAAAGUCACUGCUGUUUCCAUCAAGGACGGUGCACAGCCAAUUUUGAUCAGUGGGGCUGCUAAUGGCGAACUCAUCUUGCGUUCUUGGGAACCGAUUUCUGGUGGCAGCAGAAUUCUGCAUACCACCAAAGCGCAUGAUGGAGCAGUGAACGUACUUGCAAGCUUAAACGAUUCUCCCUACUUUGUGACUGGUAGUGCUGAUGCUACCAUCAAAGUAUGGAGGCACAGUGACAUGAGCACUGAGCUCGUAACGACCAUCAAGCCAAAGCCACGAUUCAUCCCAUUGGCACUCGCAAUCGGUACCUUUCCACAUACCUCGCCUGAUCGUGGUGUCUUCGUUGUCGCUGCUGGUACUAGGAACGACAUGUUUGUCUAUGCUCUGUCCAAUCUGAGCGAGUCUGCUAGUGUGACAUUAGCAUGCUCUUUAACCGGACACGAAGGCUGGAUUAGAUCAUUAGCAUUACGAGGUUCCGACGAUGGAGGAUAUAUGCUUGCGUCCACAAGUGCUGAUAAAUAUGUUCGGAUCUGGCGGUUCCAGUCUAGCAAUCGUGUCCCUCAGCAAAACGGCAUCGUGAGCAAGGCUAUCAAUAAUGUCGAGAGCACGCUCACUGCCAAGGUCAAAACAGUAGGUGUGGCAGACCAAAACUACUCGGUAACGUUCGAAGCUCUACUCCUCGGACAUGAAGAUUGGGUGUACUCCGCUGAUUGGCAGGAUAGUAUGGAUUCGAAAAUCCUCACUGCAUCCGCCGAUGGUACGUUAGCAAUAUGGCAAGCUGACCCGACUUCUGGCAUCUGGGUCAGUGAGACACGUCUCGGCGAGAUCAGUGGUCUGAAGGGUGCGACUACAGCCACUGGAUCUUCUGGUGGCUUCUGGAGUGGCAGAUGGAUAUCCGAUGGAGAAACCACAGCUGUCAUUAGCCUAGGUAGGACAGGCAGCUGGAGGAUAUGGCAUUACGACUCUACUGCAGAUUUCUGGAACCUGAUGCCCGGUAUUGGCGGCCAUAUCGCAUCCGUGAAUGGAUUGAGUUGGUCUCCACAAGGUGAGUAUCUGCUGUCCACAAGCUCGGAUCAAACCACUAGGUUGCAUGCUGAACGGAGAAGAGGCAACGACAGAAGUUGGCAUGAGUUCAGCAGAUGUCAAAUACAUGGCUAUGACUGCAACGUCGUGACAUGCAUCAGCUCGUCUCAAUUUGUUUCUGGUGCAGACGAGAAAUUACUGCGCGUCUUCAACGAGCCAAAAGAGCUCGCAGACACGCUACAUCGUCUCUGCGACAUCGCUUUGCCCGAGACUUCAUCUUUACCAGAAUCCGCCGCUAUACCUGUCCUUGGCCUAUCAAACAAGGAGAUAGGUGAAGCCGAUGACAUAAUCGAGGCCGGCCCACGACGCGGCGACGACGAAUAUGCUGCAGCAAGUGCAUUGGCUCGAAUAUCCCUACAAGGCAUCAACGAGCCUCCGAACGAGGAUCUACUGUCACGCCACUCACUCUGGCCAGAACACGAGAAGCUCUACGGUCAUGGCUACGAGAUCAGCGAAUCCGCCUACAAAGACGGCAUACUAGCCACAGCUUGCAAGGCGAGCUCUAUCGACCACGCCACAAUCCGCCUCUACGACCCGGACAAUGACUGGCGACAGGUCGAGCCACCGCUCACCGCACACUCGUUGACCGUCACGAGGCUAGUCUGGAGUUCAGGACCUAACAGCUACCUGCUAAGUGUGGGAAGAGAUCGUCAAUGGACUGUGUUUAGUCGUGAUCACUCAACAGCAGCUAAGCGGCUCAAGCUCUAUCAAGCUAUGCCCAAGGCUCAUACUCGAAUGAUACUCGAUGCAGCUUGGAGCCCGAGCCACGAACACGUUUUCUUCGCUACUGCUGGUCGUGACAAAGUCGUUAAGUUCUGGGGACAUGGGUCAAGCUAUUCAAGCGCGGUUGGUUCACAGCGGAAUGAUACCGACGCUUUCGAACUCUGUACGACACUGGCAAGAUCGUCGGCCGUUACUGCUGUUGAUUUCACUGAUCGAUUCAGCAAGUCUCAUGCAGUUCUUGCAGUGGGUGAGGAGGACGGCACAUUGUCGGUGCAUGUUUUCAAUUUAGCCAGUCUGAAGCUUGAGAAGUCAUUGGAGUUAGCGAAGGAUGUUUGCUUGUCAAAGUCUGUCAACCGGCUUGCGUGGAGGCCACGUGGUAUAUCUGUCGAGACUGAGACCACAAGUGUUGAGCUAGCCGUGGCUGGAGCUGAUGGGUCGGUCAGGAUUCUGAGGAUAGACACCGCAGAAGUUUGUGAAGGCAUACUGUCAGAAUGA